Molecule: messenger RNA, 1080 nt
Organism: Tetranychus urticae (two-spotted spider mite)
Lineage: Eukaryota; Metazoa; Arthropoda; Arachnida; Trombidiformes; Tetranychidae
Source: RefSeq, a predicted model, not a curated record
CUUCUUCCUUUACUCUUUGUUUUAGCCCAAAAACCUGAUUCUUUGUUAGGGACAAAGACUCCAUUAAAUUUUGUCAGUUUUACUUUUGUUUUCCGUUGAAACAACUUGUUCCUCCACCUCUUUCCUAUUGCAAGAUUCAUAUACAUAUUGAUAUUAUUUACGUUAAAAUGGAGCGACAGAAUGACAAUUCUGAUAAAACUACAUUCAAAGUGAAGCAUUUAGGUGAAUAUCACGACAUUGUCAUUGAUUGGAAUGAUGAUAGAUUUUUAUACAAAGCGCUACAAUUAUACGACCAGCUUGAAUCAAUAACUGGAAUACCGAGCAGAUAUAAUGACAAAAUAUAUCUGUAUGACCCAUUUACAGAGGGGUCAGGCAAUUUGAAUACUUAUGACAUUAACAGGAGGAUCGAACAUCCUGAGCGCAAUGGCCCCAGUAAGGAUGAAAUCUGCGAUGCAAUAAGUUUUGCUGAAGGACGUUUUCAUCUCGUUUGUGAAGUAACUUUUGUUGAGCGGAACACUAAUCAUAUUUUUAUUGAGUAUUCCUUGAUACCUGAAAGAGUGGUUCCAGAAGGAGGAUGCAGACAUCGUUUUUGUCGAUAUAAAAAUACCAAAAGUUUCUUCAACAAGUUAAAGGAUAUUGUCAAUAACGAUCAAUUGAAUGCCAAAAUGGCGUCUCUUGUCCCGACAUCAGGGAGUUCAAGCGAGAUUUGCAGACGAUUCAAUAUUCGUCAAUAUUUUAGAUCUAGUUGUAAUGCUAGGUACUGGGAAGUUCCAAAUGCAGAAGCUAGACGCGUAUUUUGUGAUAUGAACCUUUAUUUGAGAACUCGUGGUUAACAUUCAUCAAUUCAUUUUUCAUAACCUGAGUCUGAUAUGAUUUACUAUGCUGACCGAAGCUCUUUUCAGUCCUUUAUUUUUCAUCGGAAAUUGGACAGUUCUGAUGCUAGACUUGUCUCAGUGUAUGAGAUGAUUCGAAGACAAACUUGUUUUUCUCUAAGUUUUUCAUGGUCAUGAUGCAUCUGAAUCAUUCAUAGCAUAUGAUGUUUAACUGUUUGAAAAAAUAAACUUAACACUUUUAAACCAA